GCAACGCAAAAAAUGGACGGCACUCUGGACGACUGGGUGCAGCAGCGUGAGACUGUCGAUGUCGAGACUCGAGCUAUUGUCAGCAGUCUCGUCACCGCGCUCGGUGGCACGAGUAUCGAGCACCAUGGGCGAUAUGUGCUCGGUGAUGAUGCCCUUGCCUGCUUGAAAGACUUGCGAAGAUGGGUCAAAGUCUAUGAUCAAAAAUUGAACCGACUCGACGUGCAGAGGAUAUUGGCCGAAUCCAAUCUCGUCAAAGGGGAUUUGUUGGAAAUUUUGUCAACUUGGGCUCAGAGCGAUCGUAAAAAUAAGCUGAAGACGAAGAUUGCACUGAAGUCAUUGGAACUUUUGGUUCCCCUGACUUGGCCGCUGGAAAUCGAGGACCACUUAAUGAAACGCAACCAUCACAGACAUGUCCCUUACUUGCGACUGGCGCAGGUCGAGUACAAGCGAGCGAUAUUGCACCACGAUGUCACAAAGAUUCUAAAGACGAUCAUCGAGUUAACCGUGCCUUACAUGCUUAUGCCCAAGAACGAGCGCGCGGCGCAUGAUGAGGGUGUGAUUCGAUUGGCAUUGUUCCUGUUUCGCAAUGUGGCCUUGAUUGAGCAACCUAGUGAUCUCCCAUCAGAUGGGAACGAGAACGAAGUCUCUCGAUCAGCGACAAUUGUAGCGUUUCACGAACAAGGCGUCCUUCAGAUGAUAUCAGCGAUUGCCUCCAGCAUGGGCGAAGAAUAUGUCGUGCAGGAUGUCCUAGUUCUCGAGCUUCUUUUCCAUUUGCUAAAGGGGAUUGACCCAGAAAAAUUAUUCAUGGAAGAGACUCAGGUCGUCAAAAAUUCCGUCAGCGAGUUCAAGGAUUUAAUCCAGAAGGAGAAAUCUCUCUUGUCAGGCUACCAGCGAUUCGCGCCCAGCAGGCAUGGACGCUUUGGGACGUUGAUUUCACUUGACGAUGGCCAGAGCCAAAGAAGAACGAUAUCUGGCCAGGAGGUCAUCCAUGGUACGGACCGUGCCAUCCACCACUUGGACAUGAGCAAAAGAUGGAACAGGCCGAGAAAUCGUGGCAAACGCAAUCCAGAUAAAGAAAGAGACUCUAUGGAAUUCAAUAAAUCUGUCUCACUUUCUCCAGCGGCUCGGAAGCAUUUAAAACACUUUGUCGGCGAGUUCUUGGACUCGUCAUUCAACCCGCUCUUUAGUCAUUGUCGAAAAGCCAUCGAGAGAGAAGAAGAGCGAGUGACCACCGAAAAUUCCAUGCACUUCUUUUACCUCGCCGGCUGGUUUCUCAAGGCAGAAUGUGCAAGACGCCAAUAUCGAGAGACAAAGCUGUCGACAAAAGGGAAGGAAAAAGCCGGCGUUCCUGAGACUGCGCAGGAUGAGUUUGGCUUCAGUCUUGUUGCGAGUGUUCUUAAUCAGGAGACGUUUGUUCUCCUGAAUAGAUACAUGGAGAACGCAAAAGACAAUAAAGAGUGGAAGGAGCUGAAUGCGGGAAUGACCUGCUUCACGCAAAUUCUGCUAACGGUACAGCAAAUGUCGGCUUCGGACCUUGAAGAUGACCAGGAGAUUGCAGAGAACAUCCAAAAUCGUAUCUUCUACGAGGAAUCAACCCACGAUCGUGUUAUAUACUUGCUACGCCAUUACAAGGACCAGGGCUUCGGCUAUCUCGAUGCAAUCACGGAACUUGCCCACACCUUCAUCCGCAUGCUCGAAUCGUACUCCAAGCAAAACGUCGAUUUGCAGAUUCGGACCAGAAGGAGACAGCGGAAGAAACAGCGAGCUGCCCAAGCUGCCAAUGGUGAAAUCUUGAACAACGAUAAUGUCGAUGACGCCAAUGACAUGGAGCAGGUCCAGAUUGUGUCUAGAGAGAGGAAAUUUGACUUUGCUCGCUUUGUUGCUCGGUUCUUGACACAGCAAUCUAUUGACACCUUUGUCGCAUUUACUCGCUAUUACAAUGAUCUCUCAAAAGAGCAGUUAAAGCGAGCACAUCGAUUCUUUUACCGCGUUGCGUUCAAGAAUGAGCUCAGCGUACUUCUCUUUCGCGUCGACAUCAUCAAGCUUUUCCAUCAAAUGGUGGAAGGCCCCGGUGGACUCGAUCCGGAGGCAUUGCAUUUCGGCGAGUGGCGUGAUUUAGUGAAGCAGCUCUUUCGAAAGCUUAUUAGGAAAUUGGAGGAAAGACCUGCUUUAGCAGUAGAGAUGCUCUUCAGCAAGAUCUCGGCAACAAUUUUCUAUCUGGAACACGGCUAUGAUAAUAUCGUUACGAAAGCACCCAGGCCGCCAGCUGAGCUUGAAGUCAAACCGGGGAUGGAAUGGGAUCAGCAGGUCGGUGUUGCCGUCAGCGUGCUUAUCAAUCAGAGCAAAUCAGACGCGUUAGCCUGGGUUAAACAGCAGCUAUCAGAAGCUAGGGAUCAGAGACAAUCGUGGGAGGAUGCUGAGGAAGCUCGCCGUGGUAUUGCAGCUGAGCAGGCAAAGAUCUUUGAAGGAGUAACCACUGAUGGAGCAGAUAUACGACCUACCAUCGAGGAGGAAAAGCCAUUACCACCCCCUAUCCUUGUCAAGUCUGACAACGAUGAAAGACGAAUCGCCAUGUUCAAGGACAAUAAACUACGUCUUCUGAUGAAACUAGCCGGUUUUGAACGACUUGGUGAACCGGACGAUCAAGAUGCAAGCUGGGUUAUUCCAUCAACGUUAGCUGCAGCCAAGCUGGGAGAAACACUGGAGCUGAUCAGCAAAUUCGAGUUCGAUCCUCCUACUUACGAGGAUGGCAAAUCUGCAGAAGAUUUUCUUCGGAGCUCAGCUGCCGCUGCAAGAGCAGCUGAACGCAGCUCACGCAAGGUUGCAUAUGAUGACGACUCUGACGAUGGCAUUGAUUAUGAUGAGGAUAUUGACUUGGGUGAAUAUGGUGCAGGUGGUCCUACAGUUCGCAGGCCAGAUGAACAAGAUGCACCAGGGAAGCGUAGGCUCAAGAGGCGAAAGAAAAGUCGCGAAGAUGGCGAGGAAACGGACGAAGAGACUAGAGCAAGACGCGAGGCUCGAGCGGAGAAACGAAGGCUCAAGAAAUUGGCCGAAAAGCGAAAGUUCAAGAGUACGGUAUAUGUGCAUGAUUCGGACGACGAAGACGACGAGGAGAAGGAUCGAGAAUUUUUUGCUGCCGAAGAAGAGAGGCGCAAGAAGGCAGGACAGAGCAUUGCGAUGGCUAUUGAGAAAGCAAGGAAAGAAGAAGCACGAAAACUCUCCAAAGGCAAAAAGAGAAAGUCUGUUUCUCCAGAGAUUUCAGAGUCAGAGGUGGGCACAAAUUCUCCAAAGUCAAGCAAAAGAUUUAAGAAGGCAACCGUUAGUGAUGACAGUGCGGAUGAGAUCAUCGCGAUUAGCAGUGAGAAUUCGAGCAGUGAGGAUGAAAGCAACGUGGAGAAGACGCAAAGUGACGAUGAGGAAAUGACGGAUACGCCUGUCUCCUCUCAGGGGCAGGGUGAACCUGCUCAGACACAAACUGGCGGAGAAGCGUUGAAAACGGCUGACCCCAACACGACGGAUGCUGUGGUUAGUGAUGAAGAGGAUGCGAUGCCCGUGCGUUCAACGAUCAGGAGACGAGGAGGUUUUGUUGUUGAGAGCGACGACGAAGACUGAAUUUCAUGGUCUACCAACUUUGGUGAACAUUUCAUCAUGGCAUAAGUUAGCGCAGGAAGUAUUAUAUUAUCAAUUUAAGGCACGCUGCUUUCCC
Molecule: messenger RNA, 3706 nt
Organism: Verruconis gallopava
Lineage: Eukaryota; Fungi; Ascomycota; Dothideomycetes; Venturiales; Sympoventuriaceae
Exons: 3
Coding region: 13-3612 (1199 amino acids)
Biological process (GO): DNA repair; DNA replication checkpoint signaling; replication fork arrest
Cellular component (GO): replication fork protection complex
Molecular function (GO): DNA binding
Source: RefSeq, a predicted model, not a curated record